This is a messenger RNA of Rhodamnia argentea, 2269 nucleotides long. RefSeq lists its product as uncharacterized. Lineage: Eukaryota; Viridiplantae; Streptophyta; Magnoliopsida; Myrtales; Myrtaceae. The record is from RefSeq and is a predicted model, not a curated record. The coding region runs from base 726 to 2051 and encodes 441 amino acids. The transcript is spliced from 9 exons.
AAUUCAUUCACUGCGUUUUACCCAAAUACCAAAACCCAAAGCAAACGAACUAAAAAACCAGUCUUUCCUUUGGAGUGCGCGACAAUGGUGGAACGCUGCUUCGGCUGCUGGCGGUGUUGCCCCAGAGCGCUCUCAUCUGCACUCACCAUAAAAGAGAACAACACUGGGAAGAAGCUUAUUUCCUAAUGCUGCGAAACCUCUCCAAGUAAAAACAAGAAAAGGGAAGGGAAAAAAGGAAGAAGGAUUCUUGUUGUUGUUGUUGUUGUUGUUGUUCUUCUUCUUCUUCUUCUUCUUCUUCUUCUGCGUCUUAUCAUUCCAGAGACACGUGUUCCAUUAAUGGAUCUUGGCAAUUUCGGAAGCGGCGUCUUCUUGAAUCACCCAAAAGUUCCCUCUUCCGUUUCCUCCUCUUAUGGUCCCGAUUCCUGCUCCAGAUCACCACCCCCCUCGUGUUUGCCAGUGCCCAUCAUGAACCUCGCCUCUUCCGUGGACUCCAAAUUCGAGAUUGGUCUUGCGUUUGGAGACGCAUGAGUACUUGAUCCUGAUAAUUUCCUCUCGAUUGUUUCUUGGGCUUUGCUGGUUAUUGUUGCUCUCGCUACCCUUUUCACCACAUUCUCUGACAGAGUGAACAUCAUCAAUCAGCAAACGACUCCAACCGUCUCUUUCCCUUCCUUUUUUUUCUUCUCAUUUGCCUCACAGAUAUUGAUUCCAGAUUUUCGGGUGUUGGGAUGUUGGCAUCUCCGGCGAUGGCUGCUGUUGCUACAGUGACGGGCAUCAGGUGUGAUCAUGUCCCUUGUUGCCGUUGGAAUGAGAAGGGGAACAAACUGAGAAGUAGAACCAAGCAGAGCCCUUUCUCAAGAAUUGCUUCCAUUUCGGCCUUGGCCUCCCCUCUUUCUAGCAAUCACAGGACAAAGGAACUGUCUCGUUCCCAAAUCUACCUGGAGAUUCUUAAAGCUGCCAGGGAGAAGUUCACUCAGGAAAUUUCUUUCCAGUCCAAGGACAAAGACAUCUCUCUUGCAAAAGUUUUGCUGUAUGUGGCAGCUGAAGAUGAGGCAUUUCUGGCUCUCAACAGAGAAAUGGAUGCAGAGUUCCUUUCAAAAGAAACAAGAUCAGCUUCUGUUCCAUCUGAUGCCCAAAAGUGGGACUCUUUAGACAAUAUGCCUUUGUCCGGAAGGACAAUAUCUCAGUGGCUGAGUGAGCUGGAUUCUAUUGCUAAAGAAGUUGAGGCAGAACUAAUUUCAAGAGAUAUCGGCUGCCAUUUGGUUGAGGUUUUAGAAGCAGUUAAUGUAGUCCUUUUUGGGUUGAAAGGCUUCAAGCGGACCCCUGUUCUUGUAGAUUCCAAAUGUUCAUACUUGCACUCUGUGCUGAGUUCUAGAUUUGGCAGUGCGAUUUUGCUUAGCAUUAUUUACAUUGAGGUUUGUCGAAGACUUGGUCUGACCAUUGUGGGAUCUCGUGUUGGGGAAGAUUUUUUGAUAUGGCCCCAAACUGGGAACCCAGAGGAGCUCUUCAAGGUAACUAACGGAAAGAGCUUGUUUGCUAUUGUCAAUGGAAGGUGUGUUGAUGACCCCAGAUCCAGGGCAUCAGACUUAACUAGCAAUUCACUUUUAGGACUUGAGAUAGCUUCAAACCGUGAUAUCAUUGGGAUUGCUUUGGCAAACUUGAUUAGGCUUCAUUGGAAACGCGCUUCGAGGCUGAAUCAUGGGCUGAUGUUGACUACUCCUCUUAGGCAUGUUGACUAUGCUUCUGAAAAAUCCAACAAAUUUGACGAUUCAAGUGCUCCUGUGCUGCGGCCCCAAGAUCUUAGGUUGGCUAUUAUGGCUUCCGAAAGAUUAUUGAUUCUGCAGCCGCAUAACUGGUCUCUGAGAAGGGACCAAGGGAUGAUGUUGUACUACAAGAAGGACUACGGGGAGGCGGUUCAAGAACUUAGCAUUUGUAUGGCAUUUGCGCCGGAAGAAGAGGCGGAUAUUUUGGAACCGUUUGUCGAGAAGCUGCAUUUGCUGCGUCUGGAAGCUUCGUGGAAGUCCAUGGGGCAUAAUCAAUUGACAGUUCCUUAGAUUGUACUCCUGCCCAUAACAGGUUGCACUCCGCCCUUAACAUCCUCUCUCUCUCUCUCUCUCGAUCGUGUGUUUCUUAGUGUUGAAACAAUCUGAGGCUGUAUAAUCUCAAGGCCAGAGUAGCUAAUCCAAUCUGUCCCUGACUGUUGUAUGCGCAUACGAUCCGAUAUAUGGCAAUAUAGAUAAAAAGAACUCGGAGGCAUUUGCUUUCUUGACAC